Messenger RNA from Phytophthora sojae, 570 nucleotides. RefSeq lists its product as hypothetical. NCBI's taxonomy places the organism in Eukaryota, Oomycota, Peronosporomycetes, Peronosporales, Peronosporaceae. The transcript is spliced from 3 exons. The coding region runs from base 1 to 570 and encodes 189 amino acids. The record is from RefSeq and is a predicted model, not a curated record. Gene Ontology annotation, cellular component: membrane.
AUGUGCGGCGACUCCUGCAGCGAGUGCUGCUCCGGCAGCGCGCUCUUCGUCUUCAACGGCGUCGACCUCGUAUGCGGCAUCGCGCUCACCGUCUACAGCCUCUACCUCGGACUCAACCACUACGCCCCGGAAUGGCUCUACGCGCCAAUCCUGGCGGUGGGGGGUCUACUGAUCCUCUCGGUACUCAUGAGCUGGUGCGGGGCGUCUAACCGCAGCUGCUCCGUGUGCCUCUCGCUGUCCUCGUCGCUGCUGAUUCUCCUGGCGCUGGCAGAGCUGGCACUAGCGGUGGUGAUCUUCACGCAAGGAGCCACAAUUGACCGAUUCCUGCGUCAACAUCAACAAGAACUCAAGAUCACAGACGAUCAGCUGCGUCGUCUUGAGGAAGACAAGUUCAUCCCGGCGUAUGGACUGUUGACGCUGUUCGUGAUGGAGGUGCUGAGGUUCUGCUGCAGUAGUGAGCUGCAUCGCGCUCGGCGCCACCGGAAGUAUCACUACCGACAACUGAGUGCACUCCGAGAUUUGGAUGAUGAGCUUCUGACCGUCAAGAAGGAAAAGGUGGGGGCAAAGUGA